AAAACACCGUCGGCCAAAGCUCGGGCUGCCUUGGUUUUCUUGUGGAGCAAGGCAAGUGGGGAGUGGGGAUAUAGCGAAGAGGAACACAAGCUAAAUAGAUCUAGAGUUUAAUCGAGAGAGAAGGAGGUUAGGUCGCCGCCAUGGCUCCGGAGCUCGAGGAGGACACGAACGAGAAGAACCCUCGCCCGCUCGACGAGGACGAUAUCGCGCUUCUCAAGACCUACGGCCUAGGACCUUACUCAGCUAGCAUCAAGAAAGCAGAGAAGGAAAUUAAGGAGAUGGCAAAGAAGGUCAAUGAUCUCUGUGGAAUCAAAGAGUCUGACACCGGUUUAGCUGCACCAAGCCAGUGGGAUUUAGUCUCUGAUAAGCAAAUGAUGCAAGAAGAACAACCUUUACAAGUUGCUAGGUGUACGAAGAUUAUAAAUCCAAACACUGAAGAUGCUAAAUAUGUGAUAAAUGUAAAGCAAAUUGCCAAGUUUGUGGUUGGCUUGGGUGACAAAGUCUCUCCAACUGAUAUUGAAGAAGGCAUGCGUGUAGGAGUUGAUAGAAAUAAAUAUCAAAUUCAGAUCCCUCUACCACCAAAGAUUGAUCCAAGUGUUACGAUGAUGACGGUAGAAGAGAAGCCUGAUGUCACAUAUAAUGAUGUUGGUGGAUGCAAGGAGCAGAUUGAGAAGAUGCGAGAGGUUGUGGAGCUUCCUAUGCUUCAUCCAGAGAAAUUUGUUAAGCUUGGUAUAGAUCCUCCAAAAGGGGUCCUUUGUUAUGGCCCCCCUGGGACUGGUAAAACACUCCUGGCCAGAGCUGUCGCCAAUAGAACUGAUGCCUGCUUCAUUCGUGUCAUUGGGAGUGAGCUUGUUCAAAAAUAUGUUGGAGAAGGUGCUCGGAUGGUUCGUGAACUUUUUCAGAUGGCUCGCUCGAAAAAAGCUUGCAUUGUGUUUUUUGAUGAAGUUGAUGCCAUUGGCGGUGCUCGUUUUGAUGAUGGUGUUGGUGGUGACAAUGAAGUUCAACGCACCAUGCUUGAAAUUGUCAAUCAACUUGAUGGAUUUGAUGCUAGAGGAAACAUCAAGGUUCUAAUGGCAACCAAUAGACCUGAUACUUUAGACCCAGCACUUUUGCGUCCUGGACGAUUGGAUCGUAAGGUUGAGUUUGGUCUGCCUGAUUUGGAGAGCCGAAGCCAGAUAUUCAAGAUCCACACAAGAACCAUGAACUGUGAGAGGGAUAUUCGAUUUGAGCUUCUCGCUCGUCUCUGCCCAAAUUCCACUGGUGCUGACAUAAGGAGUGUGUGCACUGAAGCUGGAAUGUAUGCAAUUCGGGCACGAAGGAAGACGGUAACCGAGAAAGACUUUCUUGAUGCAGUGAAUAAGGUUAUUAAAGGAUAUCAGAAGUUCAGUGCAACACCAAAGUACAUGGUCUACAACUAACAGAAGUCUUGUGUUGUUCAUGAUGGAAGGAGGCAUAAUUUCUUUUGGUGGAUGUACUUUUUUAUCCUGCGUGAACUUAUAUUGAUCCAUUUCUUAUCCUGCAAGCACGAUUGGAAGUGUUAUAGCCUAUAAGUUGCAUGAUGCUCAUGGUUCUCAUUUUGGAUCGCUAUGAAUGUAAACCAUGGUUGAACUCAUCCAAUUUGACUCUCUAUUUUCGAGUUAGAA
This is a messenger RNA of Phoenix dactylifera (date palm), 1643 nucleotides long. RefSeq names its product 26S proteasome regulatory subunit 7-like. Gene Ontology annotation, molecular function: ATP hydrolysis activity; ATP binding. The record is from RefSeq and is a predicted model, not a curated record. NCBI's taxonomy places the organism in Eukaryota, Viridiplantae, Streptophyta, Magnoliopsida, Arecales, Arecaceae.